This is a messenger RNA of Manis pentadactyla (Chinese pangolin), 3390 nucleotides long. It is a transcript of the gene C16H6orf62, whose product is annotated as chromosome 16 C6orf62 homolog. The transcript has 5 exons. Lineage: Eukaryota; Metazoa; Chordata; Mammalia; Pholidota; Manidae. Bases 1193 to 1882 code for a protein of 229 amino acids. The record is from RefSeq and is a predicted model, not a curated record.
AGGCAAAGGGUGGGGGUGGGACUUGGGGGUGGAAGGCAGGUGGUCCCCGGGCACUGCCUGGGAUUUGGGAGAAGAACCCGCCACCUUUGCCUCAGCAAUGCUUGCAAGAACAUAAGUCGCUCUCCCCACGAUCUUGAACGGGGGCAGAUUCCUAGGGAAGAAGACUCUUGGGGAACGUAGGACUCACUGCAGGGCUAGGGGUGUUGGGAUCCAGGGCAUUAAUCAGGUCUGACCACAGAGCCGGAGUACUUACUACAUCGUGUUAUAUCCCGCUUUCCCUCUGCCAUCAUGAUUCUCCUUGGCAGCAGCAUUGGCAGCCGCCUGAGGGUGAAAAUGUGGGUGUUGGGGAAGUUGGUAAUGACUCCGCUGUUUUUUCUCAUGGCUCCUUUGGGCAGCAGCUGUCCGCCCCCGGUAUACACUGUAGUUGAUUGCAGGGAAACCCUGUACCUCUCCCCUUCCUUCUCUGCCGACUUUGCACCUUUCUCUUUGCUUACCACCAAGAGUAAUCAAUAACAAGCACUGACAAUACAUAGCAAUAGUGAAAUCUGAAAUAACUAAGAACUAAUUAGGUACUACAGCCAUGGAUCUGGCUGGGUAAAAUCCAAUUGGAUAUUUCAGUUUCAUUCACCUACCCUGUUUUCGGUGUUUUGGGGGGUGGUUUGGUGGGGUUAUUUUUUUCUUUCUUUCUGAUUUUGGUAUUUGGAAAGCAAGAAUCACACUUCCCUCUCCCCAUUCCUUUUCAUAAUCCCUUCCCUAAAGGGAAAAAUUCGAAUGGAUUUUAAGGACCGGACUGGUGUCAGUUUUGUUUUAUUGCACCCCUAAAAUCCUGAUAAUAGGCUUUUCAUUCCCCACUAAAGCCUUUAUUUUGGCGGUUAAGCCAAAUGCGUUUUCCAAAAAGUUAAAAGUACUUUCUGCGCUUCCUUUCCUUCCUCCCCUUCCUUCUUCCCAUCUGACCACAAGCGUUAUUGUCCAAACAUGACUGGGCAGCAACUUUUGUUUCUUGACCCUGUAACAUGACAGUCUGCUAAUAUUGCCAGAGGUGCAGUUUUUGGGUUACAGUUGUCAUUUUAGCUAUUCAAUCAUAUUAGCAGGAAAAAAAAUGACUUGUUUCUGUUGUACUUGAGUCUUAAGAAAAAGUGCCCAUAGUUUAGUGACAAUUUCCAAAGGCUUUAGUACCACCUGUUAUUUCAAAAUGGGGGACCCAAACUCCCGGAAGAAACAAGCUCUGAACAGACUACGUGCUCAGCUUAGAAAGAAAAAAGAAUCUCUAGCUGACCAGUUUGACUUCAAGAUGUAUAUUGCCUUUGUAUUCAAGGAGAAGAAGAAAAAAUCAGCACUUUUUGAAGUGUCUGAGGUUAUACCAGUCAUGACAAAUAAUUAUGAAGAAAAUAUCCUGAAGGGUGUGCGAGAUUCCAGCUAUUCCUUGGAAAGUUCCAUAGAGCUUUUACAGAAGGAUGUGGUACAGCUCCAUGCUCCUCGAUACCAGUCCAUGAGAAGGGAUGUAAUUGGCUGUACUCAGGAGAUGGAUUUCAUUCUUUGGCCUCGGAAUGAUAUCGAAAAAAUUGUCUGUCUCCUGUUUUCUAGGUGGAAGGACUCUGAUGAGCCUUUUAGGCCUGUUCAGGCCAAAUUUGAGUUUCAUCAUGGUGACUAUGAAAAACAGUUUCUGCAUGUACUGAGCCGCAAGGACAAGACUGGAAUUGUUGUCAACAACCCUAACCAGUCAGUGUUUCUCUUUAUUGACAGACAGCACUUGCAGACUCCAAAAAACAAAGCUACAAUCUUCAAGUUAUGCAGCAUUUGCCUCUACCUGCCACAGGAACAGCUUACCCACUGGGCAGUUGGCACCAUAGAGGAUCACCUCCAUCCGUAUAUGCCAGAAUAGAGUACCAGCAAAAUGGAGAAGAUCAGAGAAUGCAGCAGUUUUUUUUCUUAUUUUCUUACCACUUUAUUCUUUCAGAGUUUAAAGAAAAUGGACUCAUGCACAGAACACUAUGCAUAUUGAAACUUGCUCAUCCUGGAUUUUUUUUUAAUUCAUUUGUAUCUCAGAACUUUAAAAAAAUUAGAUGUCUUCUGCACAGACUGUGUGAAAGAAGAUGCUUUGCAUAUUUGCUGCACUGCAUCAGCAUCUUACUAAAAAUGUGAAAUGAAUGGACUAUUGUACACUGAAAUGCUUAAAUGUAUCUGAAAGCACAAAGUGAUACUUAUUUUUGAUGGUCUUUCCAUUUAUGCUGGUUUUGCCUCUUUGACCUUUGUCAUCAGUAUUUAAAGGAUGAGAGGUGAAUGUAACAGAUAUAAAUAACAUUCUUAAAAGCUUUAUAGCUUUGGUAUAACCACCAUUCCAGAGCACUGUCAGAUGCAUUUUAAUGAUUAGAAGUGGUUGGUUAAAAAAAUAUACAUAUACAACCAUGGGAAAGAAAUCUUUAAUGAAAAAAGCAUCUCAUUGUAGGCAUUCUUGCCUCAUGUUUUACUGGGCCAUGUUUGUUUCCUGGUACUCAUGUGUAUUUUGUUUCCAGAUCUCUUUCCCCAAGUUGCUUUUAUAAGAGUAUUCUGCUCUGUGUGGAUAUAGGGUACAGUUACACACAUUAAAGCAGAUCUGGAGUCUGAAGUAGCUAAAGCAGCUAUAAAACUGAGAAAUACACUCAUAGCUGCAAAAACCAUGAUAGGUUGAGAACUUUCUGGUUUUUGGUUUUUUUCUUUUUUGGUUUUAAAGAGGAGACUUUUAUUACAAAGAAAAAAAUUCCAGUGAAUGGUGCAGAAAUACUGGUUUUCUAUACCAUCUUAAACACUUAACGUUUUUUUUUUGGAGUAGAAAAAGUUACUAAAGAUGGCAUCUUAAAUUGUGAAAAACAGAGCAUCAGAGCUCUUAACAGCAGAACUCAUUUUGUGCAAUGAACAUAAGGAAAGACUACUGUAUAGUUUUUUUUGUUUUUUAAAUGAAGAAAAGCUUUGCUUAAGGGUUGCAUACUUUUAUUGGAGUUAAUCUAAUGAUCCUACUCCUUUGGAGUAAAACUUAGUGCUUACUGGUUUCCAAUUGUAUUUAGCUUCUGGUUGGAAUUUAAAAAAAUGAAAACCUAAAUAAAAUAGGUGAAAGUUCCCUGACUGUUCAGGUGAAUACAGAAAGCUUGAAGUGGUAGCUUUUUUUCCACGUCACUGGGUAUGUUACUGAUGACCUUGGGGGUUAUUUUACAGUUCAUGGCUAAAUAGUAAAUUGAGGGAAAAAAAAUUCAGCAAUUAGAUUUGUAAGUAAUAGGAAUCAAGGACAUUUUGUCAGCUUUUAACAGUCAUUAGCCUGGUCUUACACCUUGCUUCGUGGAAAAAAUAUAUUCUUAAUUUCAAAAUGCUUUCACAUGUUUUCUGAUAAAUUGAAAAUUAAAAUCUAUUUGAAAUAGG